GGGCCCCAAGGACGCUGCUGCCUUUAUCGUUUCCACGGAAGCACCGAACAGAACAGCAUACACCUGCUACUUGGCACUUGGACUUCCUAAGAAGAUGGCGCCCAGGUUUGCAUAGCACGUGUACCACAGCUCUUGCGUGAGGUAUUGAAGUAUGGAAACGGGCCGCCCUCCCAACCUCUCUCCCUUUGUGUCUGUCUGCCUGUCUGCCUGUCUCGUGGAACUACUGUAGGUCCUUGUUGGAACGGGUUCACCUGGUGUGUCGUCGGGGGGAAUUGGCCGUUUCGCCGCUUACGGCACAAAAAGGAAAUUCCGCCGCAUCUUCACCUCCAGCGCUCCGCAACGCGUGGUUCGGGUUCUGGCAACGGUAUCUCUCCAUCUCUCCUGCUGUGCUGGGUUUGGUUGGUGACGGCGUGAAUAGCUCGUGUCGGCAGUCAUCUAGGGCGGAAAGUUGCAAAGUGCUGGGCUGCCGUGAACCCGAGGCUGCAAGCAGCACCUACAGUUGGAACCAGCGCGACCGACCCCAAGGACACGCUCUGUUGAAACUGAGCUUGCCUGCGUAGGAGAGCGGAGAGGUGCGGGUGGGCGCUGGAAAGAUGCGCAGGGAGCAGGGAGCGGCGGCAGGAGGGACUACGUCUCCUGAUGAUCCCACGAGAGCUUUCGCACCCGAAGAGAAGAGCAGGCGACCAAAGGACACACCAUUUCGCCAACAACGAGUGACGUCGUUCUUGCCCAUCUUGCAGCCGCUGCUGGUGGUGGGGAUAUUCUUCGCGAUAGGGGUGGCGUUCAUCCCGCUCGGGAAGUGGUUCAUCGAAGAGUCGGAAGAGGUGGUGGAGUUCAAGCGGAGGUAUGACGGCGACAGCGUGGACGUGGAGGGAUGCAAGAUCACGGAGCGCAACCAGGGCACCACGUGCUCGGUCCAGAUCGAAGUCGAUGAGUUCAUGAAGCCACCGAUCUACGUGUACUACGAGCUGAAUAACUACUUCCAGAACCACCGCAGAUACGUCAAGUCUCGGAGCUCGCUACAGCUUCUGGGCGAGGCGGUGGAACCGGACGAAAACUGCGAGCCUUUGGAGCGGACGACCGUUGACGGAGAGAUACUGGACCUGAACCCGUGCGGGUUGAUCGCGAACAGCAUGUUUAACGAUAUCAUCGAGCUCACCACCGAGGGUGUGACCAUGUCCGAGAAGGACAUAUCGUGGAAGUCGGACCGAGAGACGCGGUUCAAGCAGCCGCCGGGCUUCACGUUCGCGGAGUGCUCCGCCAACACGUCCUGCUCUGACUGCCUCGGCGGCAGCAAGUACUCGUCCUGCGGGGACCACACCGACGAGUCAACCGGGACGGAGUACAAGUUUUGGUACCCGGAUGACGAGACGACGCAGUUCCUGUACGAGACGUACCCAGGGGUGGUGAGCCCCAUCGAGGGCGUCCUGAACGAGCACUUCAUCGUGUGGAUGCGCACAGCAGGGCUGCCGCGGUUCCGCAAGCUGUACGGGAGGAUCGACGAGCAGAUAGAGGCGCCGCAGGUCCUGACCUUCAACAUUACCGCAAAUUUUUUCGUGGGCGAUUUCUCGGGGGAGAAAUCACUCGUCGUCUCGAACUUGUCUUUGAUGGGGGCCCGGAAUCCGUACCUGGGCAUCGCGUAUAUUGCCCUCGGGUCUCUCUCCCUUGCGAUCGGCCUUGCGUUCCUUAUCAAGCACUUGUCGAAUCCGAGGAAGCUGGGGGACACGCGGUUCUUGGUCUGGAAGGACACCACGCUUUGAGCAUGCCAGUUUUCGAAUGAAUUGAAGGUGCAGGUGUACGAUUUUUUUUUUUUUUUCGCUUCAAGGUUGGGUGGGGGGGGGGGGUUCAAUGGACUGGCGUUUUCGCAGUUUUUUUUGUCGCCUUCGGCGUGAAGGCCGCUCGUUGUCUGACGUCCCCGAUGUGGUGGGGUAGGGUGAGGGCACUUGUCGAGCACGUGUGCUUAGCUAGAGUGUGCGCGUAUUCAUGCAAGCAAGCAAUGGGCGUUGCUGUGUGAUCGCUCGGGGCCUGUUUGUGUCCAACUCUUCGUCGCGGCACAGAGUGGUGUUUGGGCCUGCUGUAGAGGAGUUUGUUUAGAAAACGAUAUCCACCAGUUGGCUUCGGUUUGUCCGUGUCGUAGUCUAUCACGCAGUUCGGUUUGUAAGUUUAUUGUGUAAGAAGUACUCGGAAAGAGUGUGUGUGUUUGUUACCUCUUGAAGUUCUCGAAAUAUAUAGAUUCGUCGGGAGCGCUUGUGAAUGCUCCCUCCGGGUUUUGUAGACCCGGUUGCACAAGGGUAAGACUUUUCUUCGUGUUUGUUGAUGGGUUGAGGGAAGACUCUCCCCCCUCGUCGGUGUUUGGUGGUUGCUCGCUCGAUACCCGUUGUAAAUUUUGCUUUAGUUUGUUGCCCCUGGUUUUGUACGCGUGGCUGUGGUCGGCCCGCUGUUCAGCUACGUGAAAAGGGCUGUGACAUCCUCGGCGUGUCUCCAGCGCACUGCUUUCAAUGCUUCUUCAGAUGGUGCGCGCAGGCCGGCCGCCCACUUGUUUGUUCACCUCGCGUAGCUUGACAGGUAUCGAGCGGGACAAGACUGUAGGAUAUGGUUUUAGGUUCUGCCCGAGGUCCGCGUUGCUUGUGUAUCAGCACCCUCCGCACGCUAGCCGAGUUUGUGGAUGUUUGGCUUACUUGCGCUCCGGGUCUGGUCCUGUCCUAUGCCUUUUCCGAAAACGGGCGGUUUAAUCGUUUCUAGUGUCUACAGCCUUGCCAAAUAAAUAGCAUUCGAAAGAUUAGUCUCUCUGACAAUAAGCCAGUCGUUCUGAGGGCUUUGAUGCUCGUCAUCAGCCCGGACUUUUCACCAAUGCCGCGCACAAUACUCUUUUGAACACCCAGUUUGGUGUUCAUUAUGCCCGACAUGAACGCAAACCGGUCUUAUCGCCACGUCCAGAUCUUUGAACACGCCUUCACCGCUCU
This is a messenger RNA of Ectocarpus sp. CCAP 1310/34, 2963 nucleotides long. NCBI's taxonomy places the organism in Eukaryota, Phaeophyceae, Ectocarpales, Ectocarpaceae. The record is from the annotation of a GenBank genome assembly.